AUGACGAUGCUGCAGAUUUGGCUGUUGGAACUGUAUCUUGGCGAGCUUAACCAUUUGGAAGCUCAUGGAGAAAUUGUUGAGUUUUCGAAGAGUUUUGCUGAACUUCAGUACUUUUUAAGCGAACAACUUCUUGGAGAACGCAAUAUUUACCCGCUGAUCUACGACCUGUUUUUCAGUCAUGGCCGCCUGGACAUAUUUAUUUUCUUUGCCUCUCUCGCAAGGGAUUUUGAGAGUGUCGUUAGGCAUUACAUCACUCACGGACAGUACGUGGAGGCCUUGCAAGUCCUACUCAAAGCGAAAGACGAGGAGCUAUUCUACCAGCACAGCACAGCUUUGCUAAUUAACCAACCCAAAAAGACCAUUCGUGCCUGGAUAGAGACGGAUCAGCUGAACCCGCGACGCCUACUUCCAGCUCUUACUCAGUAUGCUGCGGCCUUUCCUGAUCUGCCAUGGGGCGAACAUUGCGGCCUGAAGUACUUGGAAUACUGCGUGCGGGAGUUGCGUGUAACGGAUGCGUCGGUUCAUGACUACCUUCUUUUUCUACUUGUGGGCACUAACGCUGAUGAAAAGCUUCUGCACUUUUUAAAAGAAUCGGGACAUUACGAUCAGCAACAAGCCCUUCGCCUUUGCAAAAAGAAGCACAAGCACCAUGCUUGUAUAUAUCUUUACAACCACUUGAACAUGCAUGAGGAAGCCUUAAAUCUUGCGCUGGCUAUCGAUAUUGACCUGGCCAUACACUCUGCGAGUCUGCCCGUGGAUAACAAGGAGUUAUCAAGGGCUCUUUGGCUUCGUAUAGCAGAACACCUUAUAAAAGAGGGCGAAUGGCCCAAAAGGGUUUUGCGGCUUCUUGAAGGAUCGUCUCCAUUGGUGCUUGAGGAUCUUAUUCCCCUAUUUCCAGAUUCUUGCAACAUUGAUCCAUUUAAAGAGCUUAUAUGCCGCUCUAUGCGGCAGAGUCAGCAGCGCAUCGAUGCUCUUAAAAAAAGCAUGGAGGAGGCUGCAGAGAGUGCACAACUUCUAAAAAAAGAUCUACACGAGUUAAAAAAUAAAUAUAAAGUCCUCAAGACAGAAGAUCUAUGCGUCCUUUGCAGACAACUACUUAUUAUUCGGCAAUUUUUCCUUUUUUCUUGUGGCCAUUAUUUUCAUGUGGAUUGCUUGGCUAAAAAGUAUACAAACCAUUUGACAGAGGCACAAAUGCAACACGUUGAAAUUCUACUUGCAAGGCUAACGGUUAGAAACCUUGGUCCACGUGGCGAAGAAAUGAACGGCGGCGCAAUUUUCCCCGAGAAAAGCAUACACCGUCUUAAAGAGGAUAUCUGUGGCUUAAUAGCUCAAAGUUGUCUCCUAUGUGGAGAACUUGCCGUGCAAUCUAUAGACGAACCACUUAUUCCACCACAGGACCUACCAGAUUUAAUAAAAAAAUGGGGACUCUAA
Molecule: messenger RNA, 1431 nt
Organism: Zophobas morio
Lineage: Eukaryota; Metazoa; Arthropoda; Insecta; Coleoptera; Tenebrionidae
Product: vacuolar protein sorting-associated protein 18 homolog
Exons: 14
Coding region: 1-1431 (476 amino acids)
Biological process (GO): intracellular protein transport; vacuole organization; organelle fusion
Cellular component (GO): endosome; HOPS complex
Molecular function (GO): protein-macromolecule adaptor activity
Source: RefSeq, a predicted model, not a curated record